CACAGCUGCUGUGACCGAUGAGGUUGCUGUCACUACUGCAGCUCCUGUGACUGGCGAAGUGAUCAUCAGCACGGCAGCUGGGGAAGCUCCCGGUAGAGACAAGGAUGAUUCUGAUGCUACCACCCCGGUCGCUACUGAGACUGCGGCUGGCACUACUACGAUCGAUGCUCCUGUCGAGCCUACAACUGCUAUCACGACCCCUCAACCGGUCAGCACAGCUGCUGUGACCGAUGAGAUUGUUGCUACUACUGCAGCCCCUGUGACUGGCGAGGUCACCAUCACGACGGCAGCUGGGGAAGCUCCGGGAAGAGACAAGGAUGAUUCUGAUGCUACCACCCCGGUCGCUACCGAGACUGCGGCUGGCACUACUACGAUCGAUGCUCCUGUUGAGCCUACUACUAUCAUGACGUCCCCUCAACCGGUCAGUACGCCCGCUGAGACCGAUGAGGUGGCUGUCACUACUGCAGCCCCUGUGACUGGCGAAGUGACCAUCAGCACGGCAGCUGGGGAGGCUCCCGGUAGAGACAAGGAUGACUCUGAUGCUACCACCCCGGUCGCUACGGAGGCUGCAACUGUCACGACUACGAUCGGUGCUCCUGUUGAGCCUACUACUAUCACGUCCCCUUUCCCGGUCAGCACAGCUGCUGUGACCGAUGAGGUUGCUGUCACUACUGCAGCUCCUGUGACUGGCGAAGUGAUCAUCAGCACGGCAGCUGGGGAAGCUCCCGGUAGAGACAAAGGAUGA
Molecule: messenger RNA, 745 nt
Organism: Perkinsus marinus ATCC 50983
Lineage: Eukaryota; Perkinsozoa; Perkinsida; Perkinsidae
Product: P-selectin glycoprotein ligand 1 precursor, putative
Exons: 1
Source: RefSeq, a predicted model, not a curated record